AUGGCAACAGCAGCCACAACAACAGCAAAACCCUUAUUGAUAACCCAGCAACAAACCCGCAGUUUAUCAUGUGACGAAUGUGCUCUCGGGAAAUAUAAAAAACACAACAACAACAACAACAACAACAACAAAUCGAUCGCAAACGGUUACUGCACCGACUGCCAGCUUAACCUGUGUCGCAUCUGCUUGAACCACCACAACAAGGGCAGGGCAACGACAUUUCAUAAGACCAUCAAAUUCAGGAGCAUACUCAAUGGAGUAUUCACUAGUGUCAACAACAACAACAACAACAAAAACAACAACCAAAACAACAACCAAAAUGGCGACAGCGGUUAUGAUAAUGAUGGCGAGGAAGACGAUGGCGGUAAUGAUUUUAAUGUGAAUAAUAAUAAUAAUAAUAAUGAUGAUAAUGAUGGUUUAUAUAUGGAAACUUCGAGGAAAAACAAAAAAAUGUCCACUUCACAGCUAUCGAGUUUGAACAACAGCAACAAAAAAUCUUCCAACAACAAAAACAACAGCCUAACGCCCGUACCCACAACAACAACAACAACAUUUGACAGAUGUGAGUUCCACAGGACCCAAGAUAAAAAAGUUUUUUGCAACUCUUGCAACCUUUUCAUUUGCCUUCUAUGCUACCGGAAGCAGCACUACAACCACGUUUGCUCCGGCGUCAACGCCGUUGUCAUAGAGACGAAAAAAGUUCUGGCCGUUGAUAUUGAACUGAUCAAGAAAUGCCUGGAAACCGCCAGAAUCAAAAUUAGAGAAAUCGAAACUGAGAAAAUAUCUCUGGCCUUGCAGUUAAAAAUGGCCGCGGCCGCCAUUUUAAAGGAGCAAGAGGUUCUUGCAAAAAUGGCGGAAACAAACAGCAAAGAACUCUUGGAAGAUUUGGGAACUUUGGAGCUGAAGUUGAUGACGUCACUGGGGGCGGAAAUAGACGACACGAACGAUAAAGUGAAAGGUUUGCAGUCCAUGCUGGCGGAGAUAAAAGAUAUUAAAUCAUUAAAGAUGGCCGACCCUGUUUGCAUCAACAGAAAUUUGGAAAUCCACGAAUCUGCUAUUUCUUAUUGCAACGAUAUUACGCCAUAUUUGAACAAGAAAGUCAACCGGAAACACGUGACAUUCAAGUCGACCAUUGAUUGGUCGAAAGUGGCCAAUAUGAGAAAAAACAUUCUCGGAGUUAUAGAGGGUAUACAUUUUAUUAUGUAG
Molecule: messenger RNA, 1206 nt
Organism: Helobdella robusta
Lineage: Eukaryota; Metazoa; Annelida; Clitellata; Rhynchobdellida; Glossiphoniidae
Exons: 1
Coding region: 1-1206 (401 amino acids)
Biological process (GO): positive regulation of DNA-templated transcription
Cellular component (GO): nucleoplasm; chromatin
Molecular function (GO): ubiquitin-protein transferase activity; zinc ion binding
Source: RefSeq, a predicted model, not a curated record